AUGCAUCCUUUUUUCCGCGUUUCAUCAUCCUAUGGUCGUUGCAAGCAAAAGGGCAUGGCAAGAGCAUUAAUGCCAUAUCUAUCAGUAUUGUUGCUUUCAUGUGGAAUAGUAAUUCGUGAGUGUGAGGGCCAAGAACCCAAGGCAUUGCCUCCAGCAGCGGACAGUUGUGACGGGAUUUUCAUUUCCUAUGACUUUCUCACUCGAACCAAAGAGUUCCCUCACGUGAAGAAUGUGACGGCACAGUCGUGGGCCUUCAAAUCCACCGCAACAGUUCUAAACACGGGCAAAGAAGUGGUUAAAGCGUGGAAGUUGUUCAUAGAGUUUCAACAUGACGAGAUUCUAGUCUCUGUCAGUGGAGGUAUUUUAGAUGAUGGAACCGAGUUCCCGGCUUCGGUUGGAAAUGGAACUACCUUUGUUGGAGCGUCUGUGCCAGACUUGGAUAGCGCAAUCAACACAGCUCAAGAUUUAGACCAAAUUCAAGCUGUCAUCCAGCUUAUUGGCACCCAGUUUGGAGUCAAGCCUCCUACGCCUCCUAUGCCAAAAACCAUCAAGUUGUUAAACGAUGGUUACAGGUGCCCCAAACCUUCUACCCAAAAGAGUUCCAUGUAUGCAUGCUGCAAAAAGGACCCUAAAUUCAAGCCUACAGUUCAGAAGACAAAAUUCUUGGAACGACAGAAAGGAGAUCUUCCCAUAUCCUACGACGUUACUCAAGUGUAUGACAAUAAUUAUAUGGUUCAGGUGACGAUUGAGAAUGAACACUUUUUGGGACGGUUGGAUCAUUGGAACUUGACCUGGGUGUGGACAAGAGGGGAAUUUAUAUACUCUAUGAAAGGUGCAUUCACACGUGAGAUAGAGUCCACAGGUUGCAUCAGUGGUGAGGCAGGAAGGUAUUACAGGGACAUGGAUUUCUCUAAAGUGCUUAACUGUCAGAAGAAUCCUAUAUUGAGUGACUUGCCUCCAGAGAAAUAUAACGACGAUGAAAUCGGAAAGAUACCUAACUGUUGCAAAAACGGAACUCUUUUACCUAUCGUCAUGGACCCUAGCAAAUCCAAGUCUGUUUUUAUAAUGCAAGUCUUCAAAAUUCCACCUGAUUUAAACAAAACUGCGAUCUUCCCUCCAGAGAAAUGGCAAAUAACGGGCAUUCUGAACCCGACCUACAAAUGUGGAUCACCUAGAAGAGUGGAGCCAACACGAUUUCCAGACCCUAGAGGACUUGAAGCAACGGUUAUUUCCAUUGCAAGUUGGCAAAUAAUCUGCAAUAUCACUGCGCCAACCAAAAAGAGUCGUUGUUGUGUUUCUUUCUCUUCUUUCUACAAUGAGUCUGUGGUCCCUUGCAACACAUGUGCCUGUGGCUGUGAUGAUAAUACCAAAAAAUGUAAUCCCAAUUUACCACCAAUGCUUCUCCCUCCAGAAGCUCUUCUUGUACCCUUUGACAAUAGGUCACAGAAGACAGUUGCUUGGGCCAAACUCAAGCAUUUUACCAUCCCCAAAAAACUACCAUGUCCUGACAACUGUGGAGUCAGCAUCAACUGGCAUGUGGUUUCCGAUUACAAAGGUGGGUGGAGUGGCAGAAUCACUCUGUUCAAUUGGAAGACUAGCGAUUUUGCCAAUUGGUACACUGCACUCCAAUUCAAGAAGACUCCUCUUGGUUACCAAAAAGCAUAUUCUUUUAAUGGAACAUUCAUGCCAACGCUCAACCAUACUAUUUUCUUGCAAGGAUUGCAAGGAUCAAAUUAUCUAAUAGCUUUAGACAAUGGAACAAACCCACCUGUGCCAGGGAAACAACAAUCUGUUCUUUCCUUUACCAAGAAGUAUUCACAGAAUAUACAAAUUGCAAAAGGCGAUGGGUUCCCUUCAAAGGUCUUUUUUAACGGUGAACUGUGUUCCCUCCCUACCCGAAUCCCUGUCAGAAGUGGAAAUCAACCUACUGUGGAUUUAGUAUACCAACUACUGCUUUUGGCUUUAGCUUAUUCAAUUAGUGAACUAGUGUAUUGA
Messenger RNA from Sphenostylis stenocarpa, 1995 nucleotides. The record is from the annotation of a GenBank genome assembly. Lineage: Eukaryota; Viridiplantae; Streptophyta; Magnoliopsida; Fabales; Fabaceae.